CCUGAUGGACGCGCGGUCGGUCUGGAUCUUGCGAGGGAUCACAAUGGUAAAGCCACAGGAAGAAAACAAGCAUUACACCGCUCUCAAGAGGGACUGUCUGCCUUGAUCAUCACAGCAUCCACAUCGUACCAUACCCACAUCCUGGCAACAGCUUACUUGCAUUGUCCCAAUACCUCUCCCGCCCUCGAAUAGUUUUCAGACAGCCGGAGGAGAAUCCAGAAAGGAUUUGACUUCCUCCACCACAGCAAGUGGCUUUGACGCACGACACAACCAUAGACAAUCCGCUUCGGAACCGAGCUGCUGGUGGUGGCGCAAGCAGAGGUAGCCCAAUCGUGAUCACCGAAGAAAGCAGCAACAACUUCUCCACCGGAAACGGCUCCAACAUGGAUCACAAUCAAUUUGAAAGCGUGAAACGGGAAGCCACAAAACUGGAACGUCAAUUGGAGGAAAAGGUUGCUCGAUAUCAACAGCUGGCCCAAAAAUGCAACGCCCAAUCAUCCACAACCAGUAAUUCAUGGAAUCAAAUGGAGCAAGGCCAAACGAAUGGAGGGUCGACUGAAAAAGAACAGGCCGCGGCGUUGCAACACGACAUUCAGCGUUCGAUGCAGGCACUCCAAGACUGUAUUACCUCUCGACUGGACCCAGCGGCGAAUACCUCCCAUCAGAUGUUGGUAGUAAAGCGAUAUCGUGAAAUUCUCUUUGAUUUGACGGGCGAUUAUCAAAAGGCUCACCAGGGUUGGCAGCGAUCGCAAGAACGGAUGGAAUUGUUCAAAGGAGCCGAUGGAUCCAAGGGCGGAGGCGAAGGCCAGGAUCCGGCCAUGGAUAAUUUGUUGCGAGAACGCAACCAUAUUCAAAACUCUUUGAAUGGGGCCAAUCAAACCAUCGAGCAAGCUUUCGCUAUUCGGGCCGAUCUAGGCGCACAGAGAAGCGGUUUAGGAAGGGCUCAGGCGGGCAUUGGGAGUAUUCUCACGAAUAUCCCCGGCAUUAAUGGACUUGUUGACGCUAUUCGAAGGAAACGAUCAAAGGACGACAAGAUUUUGGCUGGUGUGAUUGCUUCCUGUAUCUUUUUCACCCUGUGGUAUCUGUUCCAUUAAGAGCGUGGGAGUUAUGAAGAAAACGUGCCAACCUUUUUUUAAAAAACAAUCUGCUUCUCUCAAUUAAUUGCGGGAGAGAUCGCCGUGGCGCCGUUCUUUGCUCUUCCACCUUACAUUUCACUGAAAUGUGUUUUUCACGCUGCAUAUAUUUAAAACGAGUAGGCAGGAAUUAGUUGUGUUGCUAAACGAGUUGUCGUCGUCACGAAAUGGCAAAAGAAAAUCUGAUGGUUGUGGACCAAAGGCAAAUCAGACGAUACCAGGUUUAUGUAGCGCAACGUAUGAAGCCCAAUUUUUUAUCCUUUUUGUCCGAAGGUCUGAACACCCCUUUCCCUGGGGUGAGGCGGGUGCGGUCGUGACGGGAAAGAUGGGUGGCCUCAAUUCCCACCUGGCGCUUCGUUAUGAGGACGGGACAGAAACCCUUUCUUAGCAACGACGACCAACACCCAGUCCAGGUUACUACCUCUAGUUUCUAGCAAGGAGUGGCCUAGCUAGUUGAAAGUAAUUGUAAGGAAGUUGCAUAAUCAGUGUUGGGAAAUG
Molecule: messenger RNA, 1631 nt
Organism: Seminavis robusta
Lineage: Eukaryota; Bacillariophyta; Bacillariophyceae; Naviculales; Naviculaceae
Source: the annotation of a GenBank genome assembly